AUGGGGCUACCCUCCCCGCCGCGGCCGCUGCUGAUGUCAGCCUCGCUCGCGCUCGCUCCUCCCGCACCCACCUCCCGGCCCCAGGCACACUGCAUCGGCGCGGACGCUCCGGCCCGGCGAGGUGGCUGCAAACUCGCGGGCACGCACGGCGCCCGGGGAGCCGAGGGACUCGGGGGAGGGGACGCACGCGGAAGGCGCCAGCUUCCUCCCGCCCGCCCCUGGCAGCCGCGAGCCGAGGUUGGAGGCGCCCGGGGCUCCAGGCGGGCAGAGCCGAGCGGCGGCGGCGGCGGCUUCCCUUUUCUCCCCGAGCCGAGCCCCGGAGUGGCGCGGGGACGGGCCCUAAAAAGAGCAGGAAAUCUUGUUUACCGCCCGCGGAGAGGAGCCGAUCGAGCCUUUGUCUGGAAAGUCAGCAUCUCCCGCUCCGGCUGCGAUGUGUUCCUGGUGACAUUAGCCUCGGGCAGACCCGCCGGAGGAGGGGGGUCGCCAGGUUCCCGUCUGCUUUCGGGGGCGGAUCGAGCGGGGGACUUUUGUGCAUUCGUUUUGAUUUUGGGGAACCUCUCUUUUUUUUCCUCCCUCGCCCGCUGCCGGGCAUGUCCUGAUCUGGCGGCCGCUCCUACCACCUCGGGCUUAGGAGCAGAGCCGUCCCUAGCGGGUCUCCCUGCUGCCUGACUUUGCAACACCGCGUUCCGGGAGCACCGGCCUCGGCGACGGAGGAGGCGGGGGAGCCGCGAACACCCGGACCCAAACCCUGACAUGCUCCGGGGCGGAGAGGAGGAAGCCAGGAGCUGAGCGCGCUGCGGAGGCUGCUUCGCUCGCCGGCUCCGAGCGCGGGGCUCCGGGCGCCCUGCCCUGCGCCUGGGCGGCAGCCUUGCUGAUCUGGGGGGCGCCCCCCGCUUCCCGCCC
Molecule: messenger RNA, 903 nt
Organism: Saimiri boliviensis boliviensis (Bolivian squirrel monkey)
Lineage: Eukaryota; Metazoa; Chordata; Mammalia; Primates; Cebidae
Source: RefSeq, a predicted model, not a curated record